GUACCGAUGUACACAAGUACACAACAUCAGCGCCAGUCUUACCCCUCCGUCGUGCGUACGUGCGUUUUACUGGCGUCACUGUAAUUUUAAUUCGGAUUUCAGUUGUUUUUAUUCCUCUCGAUAAAAUAAAUUAUAAAAAUAAUCUAAUAAUAAUAAUAUAGUAUAUAGCGUACGUAUUGUGUUUUUUUGUUUUGUUUUUAUUAACGGCUUAAAGGUAUCGCUUUUUAGUUGUUUUUUUACUCGUCGCGAAAAAGUGCGUCUGUGGCUUGUGCGCGCCCAACGAUGUUGUUUUGUUAUUUUAAUAGUAUAAAAAUUAUAUUAUCACGAUCGUGAUAGUUGUCUAAAGUUUAAAUUUAUUUUAUCGCCGUGUGAAUGUGCUACGAGUGCUUUCUAUCAUACGUAUAGGUAAUCAUUAUAUGUAAAGCAUACUACGUAUUUUUAAUGAUGCGUUACGUGCUUUAUUGUGGUGACCGAUCAGAAAGCUGAUGGGUACUUGGGCAGCUGUGACUUAAACGAAAUCCACGACAGUUGGUCAAAAAUUUUGAUGAGUGUCAAAAGUCAUGCAGAAAAUCAAAGGGAUAUGUUUGGAACAUCCGUCAUGCGUCGGUCAUACUCUACCAUAUCAACUGUGCAGUGAUGGUAGCUGCGGUAGCAUAUUCGGACAAGGAAAAGCCUCCAUGAAUAAUCUGAAAAAUGCCUCGCUCUGCCUUUACGCACUUUAUGUCGGUCAUCUGAUACGGCAUGACGACCGAGUCAACCGACCAGCCACUGCAAUCUGCUGGGCCCUUGUUCACAGACCCAAACACCCGAUAUCGGUGCAAGUCUAAUGAUCCGUCUUGUAGUCAUGGCGUCGUCGCUCGACCGACGACUGCCGUUAACAUGAACCAAGUGCCGAAAGGUUACUGUUACUCGACCGAUAAUAAUCAAAUUGUUAACAGUGAGUGUGAUAAAACUUAUCACUGUCCUAACUCAACUGCAGUUGUCACAUUGACAAAUAACAUUGUUUCAACCCCAGCAGCUUUUGUAUCUUCAAUUACUGUACCAGUAGGAUGGAGAAGAAUUCAUAAUAAAGGAGUUAUAAAUUAUAUAAGUCCUAGCAACGCAGUUCUAAAUUCAUUGGAUCAAGCUAAAAUAUAUUUGCAAACUCAGGGUACAUGCAAAUGUGGACUUGAAUGCCCUUUUCAGUGUGAACACGUUUUUAAUUUUGACGCAAAGGUAAUGACGAAACCUACGUCUGGCCUCAACACUAUGACCAAUCUCUGUAAUCACAAGAGGAAAAUCAUGUUUAACAAUUCUGAAAAUAGAUUUAGCAAAUAUUCCUUAGAAAUGGCAGAAAAUCGAAGAAAACGAAAACUUUCUGGUGUCCAGCAACAAUAUUCAUUUCCUCCUUAUGAAUGUGAAAAAUCUGGAAAAGAAAACUUUUCUCAAGUUUCGAAUUCUCAUCAAAUGCAAUGGCCAGAUCAAUCUGCUGUUUCUAGUCAAAUAAGAUUUUCAUCUCAAGGAACAUCCGCAAUGUCAAAUCCUCAAUCUCCACAACCUAUGUUAAAUACUCAAGGACCAGAAAUAAUGCCGCAAGGUAUGCAGCAUGUGGUACCAAAUCCUCAAAUCCCACCAAUACUAAACCAAAGUUCAUCUGUGAUGUCAAAUUCCCAAGGACCAAUUUUGCCUAAUUCUCAAAGUGCAAUGAUGUCAAAUCUUCAAGGACCUGUGAUGCCCAAUUCUCAAGAAACAGUAAUGCCUAAUCCUCAAGGAACAAUGAUACCAAAUACCCAAUCCCAAUCAAUGAGUUUGGGAAAUCCAAGAGUUCCUCACUAUCCAAAUCAUUCAUACCAGCAAGACUUAGGAUAUGAACAAUCAUAUCGAAAUGGUUAUAGGUAUAACUCCCCUCAAUGUAGAUCUCAUGAAACAACUGCGUUACAACCGGACUCUUCAUGUCAGCCACAUCACCAACAAUACCAAAAUGAUAUGACAUCACAAGAUUAUUAUCAAAAAAAUACGCAUAGUAUGUACCAACCAGAACAGAUGCAAUAUAACAAUUAUGAUAGUCUAAGACCUCAAGGGAAUUGUCGCUUCAAUUGUUCUAGUCAUUGUGGACACUAUUGUAAUCCAGGUGAUCAAAAUCCUAGUUAUGGUAACCAAAUUAAUUCAUAUCAACAGCAACCGCAGUCACAGCCUGUACGACAGAAUGAAUCUACUACAAAUCAUGAAUAUUAUCCAGAAAUGUACCAAAAUCAAAAUAACUAUACAGACUCUUAUCCCGAUAAUAGAAACAGUACAACACAAGAAUAUCCAUCAGAAUAUGAAUAUGAGCCACAAUCUCAGUCACAGUGCCAUCAUAAUAUAGAUUCUAAUUUAAAAAAUAAUGUUUGUACUGUAAUUAAUAACCAAAGUCCUGUUGAAGUUCCAUUAAUAAGACCACAAACUUCACAGGUUAAACAAAUACAACAAUUAAAUACACAAAAUAUACAACAAUCAAUUACAAAACCAUCAAGGCCUCAACAUAGAUCAACACCUCCCUGGCAGCUUAACAAACACCAACAAUCAUCUCAUCAACAAGUACAGCAACAACAAAUACAACAACAACAACAAGUACAGCAACAGCAAAUACAACAACAACAAGUACAGCAACAACAAAUACAGCAACAACAAGUACAGCAACAACAAGUACAGCAACAACAAAUACAACAACAAGUACAGCAACAACAAAUACAACAACAACAAGUACAGCAACAACAAAUACAACAACAACAAGUACAGCAACAGCAAAUACAACAACAACAAGUACAACAACACCAAAUACAUCAACGACAAAUUCAACAACAACAAAUACAUCAACAACAAAUUCAGCAACAACAAAUUCAGCAACAACAAAUAUCGCAAAGAGAAAGUUCUAAACAAAUAGUUGAGGAUCGAGUGCCUCCCAUACAUCAUCAUAUUCCCCAAAUUUCUAGAGCAGAAGAAAAAAAUAGAAAGCCUCUUAAACUAUCUACUAAAACUGUUAAUUUUGGUAGAAAAUCAAAGUCUCCUUCUGAAGAAGACAGUUAUCCGUCAUUUUUAGAUGAUCCAAGUGGUUACUUAGCACAACAAACAGCUCUACUAAAUAAUACAAUAAGUACAAAUUCAUUUUCACCAUUAUCUCCUCCUGCAAGACCGUACAGACAAGAAAAACCUAGAUUCACUACAAAUGUUACUACAAUGGCUAGCGGUCGAACAGCUAGUUCAAAUACAAUUACUUCAGUACUAGCUGGUAGAACCAAUACAUCUGUGGUAACUGUGAACACGUCUGAAGACCAAGUAUUACCACCUAGUCAACAACAAUCUAUCAUGUCCAAAACCCCUCUAGAAAUGGUACAAAGUGUUGUAAGUAACAUACAAGUACCUACGUCUUCAGAAAAAUCUAGUAUUCAACCAAGCCAUAUAUUAUUAACAAGUAAUGGACAAUUUAUAAUGGCGUCAACUAAAAUACAAUCACCUAACACUUCCCAAGUUCUUUCGACAGUGCAACAACAACCUACUGUCCUUGUAAAUACUUUACAGGGAGGCCAAAGUACUUUACUACUUCAGCCAGGAAAUGUUAUGACAGUUGAUCAAGUCCAAGUACCGCAACUUGCUGUUGCCACAGGAAAUAUAGAUAAUAAUGGAGCAUUUUCACCUAGAGGAUCAAAUUUAUUAUCUCCGCCAGAUUCUAAACGUAAAACUAUUAAUUCUAAAAAACGAAAAUCACCACAAAUAUCUCCUAACCAGAACAAUUCUAGUGUAUUGUUACAACCUCAACAGCAAAACUAUAAUCAGCCUGUUGUUCAAACAUUAAUACUACCAAAUAAGACUACUCAAUAUGGUAACCAACAACUUAUAACAAAUGUCAUUCAACCUGUUAGUCUUGUUCAUAAUCUUCCAGCAAUUCAACAAUUCAUUGUACCAGCAAAUUUAGGUGGUGUAGUUAUGGCUGACAAUUCUAUACUACAAGAUACAAUGCAAUUAAAUGUUAUUACCCCAUUUUCUAAUACUGGUCAAAAUAUAUUACCUACGGGAAUGGUUUUAAGGACACCUCAAACUCAACAAAGACCACAACAAAGUAAUCAGUUUAUCGUAAAUAGUGUUGGCCAAUUGAGCCCUAUUUUAGCCAACUUAAGCCCUAAUCAAUCGCAAAAUCAAAAUAGGAAUCAGCAGCAAAAUGAUUAUAUACACGUUGUACCGUGUUCUAUUCAACAAAAUCAAGAAAACACCACUGUAGUUCAACAAAACACAACCAUUGUUCAACAACAGAUGACCAUGGUAUCUGGACAACAAGGCAACGAACAAGGAAAUUUAAUAAUAAAUGAAAAACAAGGUCAAAAUUAUAUUAUUGCCGAUAAUAAACAACAAGGGUUUAUUCUGAGUCCUAAAGAUAAGCAACAAUCGGGUGGUACACAUUUUAUUUUAAAUAAUAUGAAUUCUGAGAAGCAAACCCAAAGUUUUAUCAUUACUAGUCCAACUUCUGGCGAUAAGCAGCUUUGUGGAAACUUCAUUCUUGAAAAAACUAAUUCGUCAGGAAAUUUCAUUAUUGCCACAACAAAUUCUGAUAAGAAUUCAAAAUUUGCUAAGCACUCAGUGUCUACACAAACUGCUGCCGGACAACAAAUGUUACAGAUUUCAUCUACACCUGCUCUAAUUGUUGCUACGAACCGUAAUGCUUAUGUAGGUAGUCCACCUGAUACAACUACUUUAAGUCCUGUGAGUGGACAAAGUCCUUCAGCUAAACCAGAAAUGCCUUCGAGUUCUGUAACAGCUGACUUAGAUGCUGCAUUAUCACCAUCAUCAACAUUAUCUGAUAUACAAAAUAGGCAACCAAUGGUACAUUGUAUUUCAAGUAGCAACGUAGUGGAUUGGUCUGAUAAUUCAGCCGACGAAAGGAAGACUAUAUCCAAUGCUUCUGACUCACCAAACAUGUACUCCAUUGAACAUUCAUUUCCUAGAUGAUACAAUAUCAUAAACAAAUGUAUAGUACAUGGAAAUCCAACUACAAGGUAAAUGAUGCACAUAUUGGCCAUCAAAACAAGUUCCUAUUAAAACAAAUUAAAAUAUAAUGACAAUAUUAUGUUGUUUAUGAAAAAAUACAAUUUGUAAUUUUAAAAGCUAUAUAAUAUUUCCUAGAUUAGGUUAUUAUAUAUUAUUACAAUGUAAUAGUUCCUCUGGUUGAGGCAUUUUUAUAAAUAAUUAUUUUGUGUAUGUUAAUACUUUUUUUUAGAAAAAAUUAUCAAUCAUUUAACCGAAGUUCUUAAAAAUAUAUUCUUUUUAACUUGAUUCAAUUUUUUUGAAUAUAUUUUUCUAUUUCCUCAAUUCAUAAAUUUCCUAAAUUAUUACCUCAAGUAUAAUAGAAUAGCUUUUAAUAAGGUUAAAUUUUAAAUCUUAAUUAGUUAUUAAAUAACAUUUUUUUAUAUAAUACAUUUACUGUAUAUUUAAAAUUAUUGUUUUUAUUUGAUAAUAAUUAUAAUUUUAAAAGUAAAUUUAAAAUAUUAUUCAUUAAAUUAUUAGUCAAACAAAUUAGUUGUUAAUUUAAUUUUUAUGUUUAAUGAAUUAAGUUUAGAUAAAAUCUCAAAUAACAAGUUAUCCAUAAAUUUAUCAAAUUUUAUUUAAUAUAAGUAACAAUUGAAUUGAUAAACUAUUAAAAUUUCAAGUUCUUUAAAUAUUCUAUACUCCUUUGCCAAUAACCAAAUAAAAUAAUUGUUUUUAAGAACUUCAACAGCAAAUGAUUAGUAAUUUUUUUUAAUCUGAAUAAUAUUUAUUCUUUGUAUGUACUUAUUUAUGGUAAUGUAACAGAAAUUAUUGUUAAAAUUCUUAUCAUUUAAUUUGUAAUUCUUUAUAUUCACAGCUUACACAAAAUAAUUAAUAAUGUAAUAAUUAUAAAUUUUCAUUAUUUUUUGCUGUUAUAAUACACUCAAUUAUUGUCUGAUUUUUAAUUCAUCCUACUAUGAUUAUUUUAAGUCUAAUGGAUGUUUAUUGAAUUUACCAUCCAAUUUAUUAGAUUACUAGCUUAACUGUUACCUAUCUAAUCAUUGUAAACACACACACUUAUAUAUAUAUAUUAUUAAGUAUAAUAUGUAUAUGUAUAUACAUAUAACAUUAUGUAUAAUAUCAAAUUAACACCAUGGAUGUUUGAUAAAUAAUGUUAAAUGAUAUUUGGAAUAACAUUUUUGACAUUUUAUGUAAUAUUGAGACUUGAAAUUAUUGUAUUAUUUUUACUAAUUACAAAUUAUUUUUAAAAUGUAGACCAUUGGUUUUUGUAAAAUUUGAAAUUGUCUGGAAGAAUAAUUUUUCUAACAAUAUAAUGUAAGAUACAUCAUUUCAUUUUCUAAGUUAUUUUCAAAUAUCAACCGCAGAAAUAUUUUUUUUAAAUAAAGAAGAAAAUAUAAUGAUAUACUCUGUAUAAAUAUAUUAUAUGUAAAAUAUUAUGUAUAUAAUCGAAAUAUUCAAUUGUAUUAACAAAUACAAUGUAGACUGUAUAUUUUAUAUUUUUAAAAUCUAAUAAAAUGUUACUCGUUAGAACAUUACUAUUGUGUAUUAAAAUAAGAAAAUUAUUUAUUUAUUAAAUAUUAUUGACAAAUUAAUCGAAAACUGUGAUUUUAUGUUUCGUUUUAAAAUUAUUUUUUCUUAUAGUUUUUUUUUUUUUGUAUAUUACUGUUUUAUUAUUAUUUUUUUUCAUUUUUUGUUGCACGUUUAAAUUUUUUAAGUUUAUUUAUUACUUUAUUUUUUUUUUUAAAACUUGCUCCUUCUAUGAAUGAAUGUUUUAAUUAUGAUAUUUCACCUUCACAUAUAGUUUUACUUAAUUUAUUUGUAUUCUCAUCUUUAACUGACGAUACCUAUUAUCUUACAUACCAAAAUAUUAACUAUAGUCUAUAUUAAAAUAAGAAUCGUUAAAAGUUAUUGUUGAAGAAAUAAGUUGUACAGUUUUAUAUUUAAAAAAAAAAAGUGAAUAAUGAUGUAAAAAACUUGAUAUAUAUUCUGGAUUUUUUUUUUCAUAUUCUCAGUCCACACCUAUUUCAUUUAGUAUGGAAUUCAUAAUCUUUACAAAGAUAACAUGUGCUAAAAAAAUACACCUUAAAAAGUACCAACCAAAAAAUUAAAAAAUUAAACUAUAUGUAAUUGAAUAAAUGAAGUGUACUGUUAUUUUUAAUUAUACAUAAUAUAUUAAUAUAAAUUGUUUUAA
Messenger RNA from Aphis gossypii (cotton aphid), 7186 nucleotides. Its product is annotated as probable serine/threonine-protein kinase tsuA. Gene Ontology annotation, cellular component: chromocenter; nucleus. The record is from RefSeq and is a predicted model, not a curated record. Gene Ontology annotation, molecular function: chromatin binding; DNA binding. Lineage: Eukaryota; Metazoa; Arthropoda; Insecta; Hemiptera; Aphididae. The transcript is spliced from 6 exons. The coding region runs from base 742 to 4959 and encodes 1405 amino acids.